Messenger RNA from Hypoxylon trugodes, 1858 nucleotides. RefSeq lists its product as uncharacterized. The coding region runs from base 289 to 1548 and encodes 419 amino acids. NCBI's taxonomy places the organism in Eukaryota, Fungi, Ascomycota, Sordariomycetes, Xylariales, Hypoxylaceae. The transcript has 3 exons. The record is from RefSeq and is a predicted model, not a curated record. Gene Ontology annotation, cellular component: nucleus. Gene Ontology annotation, biological process: poly(A)+ mRNA export from nucleus.
UCUGACUGAUUAUUGAAUUAUUUCUCCUACUUUCAACACCUUUUCUUCUUCAUCUAACUUUGAUCACCUGGAACUCUGAAUCAGGCGCGAGAAAGCCUAUUUUAUGGUUGUCUUCGUAUUUAUUAUUUCUACCUGAGUCAGCUUGUUUUUUCAUUGUUCUUUUUUUCCUGCUCCUUCUGCAGGCAAUUAGGCCAGUAAAGAUAAUUCCAGCCAAUUCACUAUUCCAACCCGCUCAUUCAAACCAUUUCCCCUCUGUCCUUGGUCCUUUCCACCUUACUCCGACCCGAAAUGUCGGACGCAGACUCAGCCGCAGGCUCUCCAGCCCGAAACGCACGCGACGAGGAUGAACAGGGACUAGGUGACUAUGAUAUCGCCCGCGCCGACGAUUCAGACAAGGAUUCCGACGCUCUAUCCGAAAUCGACGAAGAUCAAUUCGAUGAUUACGAUCCUAACACUGCUCGUAUCGACGAAAAGCGCCCCGAGCCCCAGGUCAUCGAUGAGGACGCGGCACGUACACUGAAGGCUGGAAGACGAAAGGGAACGGCUACGAAGAAACCUAAGGAAGGACGACGCGCGAAGAAGCGAGCACGCGACGAUGAUAAUGAUGGUGCGGAUGGCGAGAUUCUUCACACUAAGCGAGUUCGCAAGGCUCCCGGCGCGGAUGCUCCAGAGCAAGAAUCCGAGCACGAGAUCGAGGAAAACUUGACUCCUGAGGAACGACGGCGCCGAGCUAUCGAGCGCGCGGCCAGAAACCAGACGAAGCCCAAGGGUUCCAGGCGUAAGAAGAAGGAUGAAGUAGAUCUGGAAGAUGAAUUGGACGAGCGAAUCGCUGACUUGAAAGUUCGUAUGGAGAACGCUUGUCAGGCGGAUAACCAAGCACGAGAGGCAGGCCAACCAGCCCUACACAAGCUUAAGCUCCUUCCCGAGGUGAUGACGCUUCUUAAUCGCAACAACAACCAAGCAGUCGUUGUCGACCCUGACACGAACUUCUUACAACACGUGAAGUUCUUCCUAGAGCCCCUGAACGACGGUUCUCUACCCGCCUACAACAUCCAACGCGAUAUCUUCCAAGCCCUAAUGCGCCUACCGAUAGAAAAGGAGACGCUACGAUCAAGCGGCAUCGGAAAGGUCGUUCUGUUCUACACCAAGAGCAAGAAGCCCGAGAUGGGUAUUAAGCGAAUGGCCGAGCGUCUGUUGGGAGAGUGGAGCAGACCUAUUCUAAAGCGCACCGACGAUUACAAGAAGCGCCACGUCGAGACACGAGACUUUGAUUACCAAGCAGCGAAAAUCCGACAAGCUACCGCCAGCAGUCAACUAACGCUAAACCAACGCCACACCCCUCAGAGCAUCGCCGAGGCCGAACGAGCUCGUAUUCUCGCGCCUGCGAGAGAGAUCAGCCGCGCCCGUAUUGCGGGCACUCCAUCUACCUACUCGAUCGCACCGCGCAGCACCUUCGAUCCUUCUACCGCUCAAGAUCACCGACCGAUCGGCCAGAGCGGUAUCGAAGCAUUCCGCAAGAUGACCCAAAAGGGAAAAAAGAAGGGCUAGUGGCUCUAAAUUCUUUUCAUCAUGGUGUAUAUCUACGAGUAUUUUCGAUCGUUUGGUGGUGGGUUCUUAGUGUUACACAUGCACUCGGAGUUCGGGUUAAUAGGUUGAUUCUUCGCUGAAAAAGAUAGUUGAUCAAAAAGCAGUGGCUACCGCAGUGAUUAUGCUUUGCUUUCAUAGGAGGACUCGGGUGGUGUACUACAACAAGACACAAUAUCGUACAACUCGAUUUAUCAGAUAGGCGGUACACAUAGUUUCAAAUUGUGAUAGUGCCUGCGAGGGUCAUACGAAUAGACUGCACUGUUUCUAUCAU